GCAUUAAAUGUCCAAAACCUUACUCCCCCUUUUAAGCUUUUCCAUUUCUAUGGAGAACUGGAAAUGCAGUUAUUGAAAUUCAGCAACGUGGUCUCUUUCUUCUUCGUCUUCAUUGCCUUCUUUUAUCUUUCCAAAUACCCAUUUCAUCCUCAUCUUCCCCCUUUUAGUCCGAGCAUGGCUCAGGAUUCGCCUACCUCCAUAUAUGAUUUCACUGUCAAGGAUAUCAAUGGAAAUGAUGUAAGCUUCAAUGAAUACACCGGGAAGGUUUUGCUCAUUGUAAAUGUGGCCUCAAAAUGUGGAUUAACGCACUCAAACUACAAGGAACUGAAUAUUUUGUACGAGAAGUAUAAAAACCAAGGGUUUGAGAUCUUGGCAUUCCCCUGCAACCAGUUUGCCUGGCAAGAGCCAGGAAACAACGAGGAGAUUAAGGAAGUUGUGUGUUCCGUAUUCAAAGCAGAGUUCCCUAUCUUUGCUAAGAUUGAUGUGAAUGGGAAGAAUGCUGCUCCUUUUUACAACUUUCUAAAAUCACAGAAAGGUGGAAUACUUGGAAAUUCCAUCAAAUGGAAUUUCACUAAGUUUUUGGUAAAUAAACAAGGCAAGGUUGUGGAGAGAUAUUCUCCAAAUACAUCACCUCUUAAGAUCGAGAAAGAUAUACAGAACUUGUUGGAAUCUUCUUGAGCAUCAAAUUCUAAAGGGAAAGGAAGAAUAAAUAUUGGUGCUGGGAACUGGUUUGCAAGAUGAUGAAUCUCAAGUAUAAGUUACCUGUAAUCUAUGGUUUACUAGAUUGAACAGUUUCAGUCCCCUCCUAAUUAGAGGUAUAAAUUGGUUGGUGCAAGCUGAAAAAAUUUAAAUUACCAAUAAAACAUAUUCUAUCAUAUACAUUAAUAUUAAUUUGGAAAAUAAAAACAAAUAUUUGAUUAUUAUAGAAUAAAAUACACAUAAUAAGUAGAGUAGUAAAAA
Messenger RNA from Carica papaya (papaya), 960 nucleotides. RefSeq names its product glutathione peroxidase 3 (gene GPX3). NCBI's taxonomy places the organism in Eukaryota, Viridiplantae, Streptophyta, Magnoliopsida, Brassicales, Caricaceae. Gene Ontology annotation, cellular component: cytosol. Gene Ontology annotation, molecular function: peroxidase activity. Gene Ontology annotation, biological process: response to oxidative stress. The record is from RefSeq and is a predicted model, not a curated record.